This is a messenger RNA of Manis pentadactyla (Chinese pangolin), 2423 nucleotides long. It is a transcript of the gene RNF13, whose product is annotated as ring finger protein 13. The transcript has 10 exons. The record is from RefSeq and is a predicted model, not a curated record. Gene Ontology annotation, molecular function: ubiquitin protein ligase activity. Gene Ontology annotation, cellular component: cytoplasm; nucleoplasm. Gene Ontology annotation, biological process: positive regulation of DNA-templated transcription; ubiquitin-dependent protein catabolic process; protein ubiquitination. Bases 248 to 1393 code for a protein of 381 amino acids. NCBI's taxonomy places the organism in Eukaryota, Metazoa, Chordata, Mammalia, Pholidota, Manidae.
UGGGAAGGAGCCUUAGCGAGCAGCUCUGCGGCCCAGUGGCUGUUCUCGGCCUUCGGUGGGGACCAAUGCGGUGCGCGGGGCGGGACUUCCGCCUCGCCUAGUUGUUGCAGCCCCGCUCAGACUCCGGCUGUAGGGGACGGUGCGGAUUUUCAGUCAUGAAGUCUGGAUAGGGACUUCUCCCGCAGCAACGCGGCUGACCAGCCUCUUUGUGUUUCGGGGUCAGGCUUCCAGGUAUUUUUGCAGCGAGAUGCUGCUCUCCAUAGGAAUGCUCAUGCUGUCAGCCACACAAAUAUAUACCAUCUUGACCGUCCAGCUCUUUGCAUUCUUAAACUUACUGCCUGUAGAAGCGGACAUUUUAGCAUAUAAUUUUGAAAAUGUGACUCAGACGUUUGAUGAUCUUCCGGCGAGAUUUGGUUAUAGACUUCCAGCUGAAGGUUUAAAGGGUUUUUUGAUUAACGCCAAACCAGAAAAUGCCUGUGAACCCAUAGUGCCUCCACCAGUAAAAGACAAUUCAUCUGGCACUUUCAUCGUGUUAAUUAGAAGACUUGAUUGUAAUUUUGAUAUGAAGGUUUUAAAUGCACAGAGAGCAGGAUACAAAGCAGCCAUAGUUCACAAUGUUGAUUCUGAUGACCUCAUUAGCAUGGGAUCCAACGACAUUGAUGUGCUGAAGAAAAUUGACAUUCCAUCUGUCUUUAUUGGGGAAUCAUCAGCUAAUUCCCUGAAAGACGAAUUCAUCUAUGAAAAAGGGGGCCACAUUAUUUUAGUUCCAGAAUUUAGUCUUCCUCUGGAAUACUACCUAAUUCCUUUCCUUAUCAUAGUGGGCAUCUGUCUCAUCUUGAUAGUCAUUUUCAUGAUCACAAAAUUUGUCCAGGAUAGACAUAGAGCUAGAAGAAACAGACUUCGUAAAGAUCAACUUAAGAAACUCCCUAUUCAUAAAUUCAAAAAAGGAGAUGAGUAUGAUGUAUGUGCCAUUUGUUUGGAUGAGUAUGAAGAUGGAGACAAGCUCAGAAUCCUUCCUUGUUCCCAUGCUUAUCACUGCAAAUGUGUAGACCCUUGGCUAACUAAAACCAAAAAAACUUGUCCAGUCUGCAAGCAGAAAGUUGUUCCUUCUCAAGGCGAUUCAGACUCUGACACAGAUAGUAGUCUAGAAGAAAACGAAGUGUCAGAACAUACCCCUUUACUUAGACCUCUGGCUUCUGUCAGCACACAGUCAUUUGGGGCGUUGUCAGAAUCCCGCUCACAUCAGAACAUGACAGAAUCUUCAGACUAUGAGGAAGAUGACAAUGAAGAUACUGACAGUAGUGAUGCAGAAAACGAAAUUAAUGAACAUAGUGUUGUGGUCCAGCUGCAGCCUAACGGUGAGCGGGACUACAACAUAGCAAAUACUGUUUGAUCUUCAGGGGUGAUUGGGUUAUUUCCCUUUAAAAUGUUUACUUAGGUCUAUGAUUUGAUUUUUUUGCUCCUUUCAGAGAUUCCUGUAGAAAUAACUUACUUUUUAUUGUUCUACAGUUUAAUCAGAUUACUGAAACAGGUUUUUUUGAUCUGGUAUUUAUCUGCAGGGGUGUACUUCAUUUCACCAAUAACUAGUAAUAGACUGGUGCUGUAAGUCAGGCAGCCAAUCAACUCUCCUUUUGGAAUGAAAUAAAGCCACAACAUUAAAAAAAUUACUCAGUAUAGCUUUCAGCUAAGACCUAGAUCACAGUUAUGCAAAUGUUUCGUUGUUAUUACACACAAGGUCAAUGCUGUGGCCACCUAGCAUGAGCUAAACCAACUCCCUUCUCCAUCAAGUUACCUAUAGAGUCAUUGAGUUGGAACAUGAUCGUUCUGUUAUUUGCCCAAAUUGCUGUUAGUGGGAUGCAACAAAGUAAUUUAGCAUUUUUCCUAUCAGCACCACAAAGAACGCUUUUUCCUUUCUAUUCCGAAGUAGUCUUAUCCUGAUAGGAGUGGACUAUAUUAGUGUGCAAAUUUCAAAGAUUUUUUUUUUAAAGGUUUUGAAUACUACAGUGUUAUGAAUUUGACUCAUCAGCUAAAGUAGUAAGUCUCUGGACUUCACUGAAUUUCGGUAUCCUUACAAGUUUUGUGUUGUGAUUAAACCAAAAGAAAAUGCUGUGUAAAACUACCAAACUUCAGUAACUGUUAAUACUCAGAUCAUAUACCUCUUAAUAAAGAGCAUCUUAUGCUAAUAAGCCCUGCUAAACCAUGUACAGAAGAAACUGUUUAAGUAUUACACCUGAAAAUAAUUGCUUAUGUUUAACAGAACUAAUGUAUUUAAAUAAUGUAUUAUGAAAAGCUAAAUUAUAUUAUACAUCAUUGUAACUAUGUAGAAAAUAAUACCUAAUGUAUAAUGAAAAUGCUAAGAGUUUUUAUAUGACCUUGUAUGAAGGGAGUUUGAAUGUUAAUAAACACAUUUUCCACUUUAAGAA